AUGCCAAAGAGCCUACAGUCAAUACUCGGCGGCGGCAAUCGCGUCAGAAAGCCCUCACGACCUACCGGCCCGCGGCCGUCGUCCGCCAACACCACGCCCUCAGCCUCACCCCGCAAGAAGCCGGGCGGCUCGCAGAAGAAGAACGCCGCCGCCGCCGCCGACGACGACAACGGUGAGCUCUUCACAGACAAGCUCGAGGACGCCGGCAUCGCGACGCUUCUCGUGACGGAGCUCAGUCUGCGAGAUGUGAUCCAGGCGAUGCGGUACAUCCGCGCGCACAUGUUCACGCCCGUGCCCGAGACGGGCUUCGCGUCCACGCGGCGCACCGAGCUGCUGCGCCGGCGCGCCACCAUGCCGCCGCUCGUCACCGCCGGCCACGUGCACGCCGUCCUCGCCCGCGGGAGCCCGACGCGCGUAGAGCGCGAGAUUGCCGAGCUUCUGGGCCGGGGUGCGCUGCGCCGCGUGCGUGUGGAGCGGCGUGGGACCGCGGGCGAGGCGCUCAUCGAGACGACGCUGCUCCUCGCCAUGCUGCGCGCCAGCCGCGCGGUGUCGCCGGCGACGGCCGAGGCGUACGUGCGCUUCCUGCAAGACAACCCGAUGGCGCAGACGCUCGGUGGGGGUGGCGGCGGCGGCGGCGGCGGCCGGGCGCUGGACGACGCGCAGGUGGACGAGCUGGUGCGCGCGGGCUUCCUGACCAGCGCUGCGACUAGUUCCGCGCCGGCGACGACCCUGCACGUCCGGCCCGAGGACCGCGUAACGCUGUCGGCUGUCGGCGGGCAAAAUGCGGUGCACCUGGCCGGUGGUGGCGGCUUGGCGGCCUCGGCGGCGGCGGACGACUGCUACCGCGUCGCAAUUCCUGGGCACGGCCGCCACCUGAAGCUCGCUGAGGACGCCCUCAGCUGGCUGCGCGAGACGCUGGGCCGGACGCGAUGGGGCGAGGGCCCCGAGGACUGGCUCCGUGAGCGUUUCGAGGGCGGCGGCCUACACGGGCCGCGGUGGAGGGACCUGCACGGCCUCGAGUGGACAUGGGUGCUUGGCGAGGCCGUCGGUCUGGGCGUCGUGGAAGUGUUCCAGACAGGGGCGGUUGGUCGUGGGGUGAGAGCCCUGGGGAGUUGA
This is a messenger RNA of Cordyceps fumosorosea ARSEF 2679, 1116 nucleotides long. Its product is annotated as Serine-threonine protein kinase 19. Gene Ontology annotation, biological process: positive regulation of Ras protein signal transduction; protein phosphorylation. NCBI's taxonomy places the organism in Eukaryota, Fungi, Ascomycota, Sordariomycetes, Hypocreales, Cordycipitaceae. The record is from RefSeq and is a predicted model, not a curated record. Bases 1 to 1116 code for a protein of 371 amino acids. Gene Ontology annotation, molecular function: protein serine/threonine kinase activity. The transcript has a single exon.